CGCCAGGUGGGAAGAGGAAUACACGGUGCGCACGCAGCUGCAGGAGCGUGUCAACGAGCUCCAGGAGGAAGCCCAGGAAGCUGAUGCCUGUCAGGAGGAGAUGGCCAUGAAGGUGGAGCAGCUGAAGGCAGAGCUGGUGGUCUUCAAGGGGCUCAUGAGUAACAACCUGUCGGAGCUGGACACCAAGAUCCAGGAGAAGGCCAUGAAGGUGGACAUGGACAUCUGCCGCCGCAUCGACAUCACCGCCAGACUCUGCGACGUGGCCCAGCAGCGCAACUGCGAGGACGUGAUCCAGAUGUUCCAGAAGAAGCUGCCUCUGCACUUGUCUCCCAUUAAGGUCCCCGCCAUGGGGGGGCGGAAGCGGGAGCGCAAGGCCGCCGUGGAGGAGGACAGCUCCGUGUCGGAGCGCGACGGGCCCCGCCAGCCCGAGGGGGACGAGGAGGAGAGCGCAGCCCUCAGCAUCAACGAGGAGAUGCAGCGAAUGCUCAACCAGCUGAGGGAGUAUGAUUUUGAGGACGACUGUGACAGCCUGACUUGGGAGGAGACUGAGGAGACCCUGCUGCUGUGGGAGGAUUUCUCAGGCUAUGCCAUGGCGGCUGCGGAGGCCCAGGGAGAGCAGCAAGAAGACAGUCUGGAGAAGGUGAUUAAGGACACCGAGUCCCUGUUCAAGACCCGGGAGAAGGAGUAUCAGGAGACCAUCGACCAGAUAGAGGCAGCCGUGACCCCUCAGCUGCGGUCGCUCUCAGGCUCUGGAAAGGGGCAGAGGCGGGUUAAAGCCCAGCUCUGUCGCUGCCACCCACUUGUUAGCUUGGAGCACGCUCCUUGUCCUCUGCGCCUGGUUCUUUACUUGUAAUUUGGGGAACCUGACAAUACCUCCCCCAUGGGUUGUUUAAAGCAUCAGUUGCCAACCUUUCUGGCAUCAGGGACUGGCUUCAUGGAAGACAAUUUUUCCACGGACCAGGGCAAUGGUUCCAGGA
This is a messenger RNA of Carlito syrichta (Philippine tarsier), 977 nucleotides long. It is a transcript of the gene IFFO1, whose product is annotated as intermediate filament family orphan 1. NCBI's taxonomy places the organism in Eukaryota, Metazoa, Chordata, Mammalia, Primates, Tarsiidae. The record is from RefSeq and is a predicted model, not a curated record. The coding region runs from base 101 to 853 and encodes 250 amino acids. The transcript is spliced from 8 exons.